Arabis nemorensis is the source of this 180-nucleotide messenger RNA. Lineage: Eukaryota; Viridiplantae; Streptophyta; Magnoliopsida; Brassicales; Brassicaceae. The record is from the annotation of a GenBank genome assembly.
AUGGUCCACAUAGAUGAGCGAGAACCGGUUGCAUUUGGACCUCCUUUGAAACCCGAGUGCAAGGAGACAGUAGGAACAAGUCCUUUCAAACCCGUGGUCGAGAAUUUUUACACGACAAACUCAAUCACAAGAGCCUCGAAGAUCAUGGCUCAGUGUAGUGCGUUGCUACUCAAGAAGUGA